Molecule: messenger RNA, 561 nt
Organism: Trematosphaeria pertusa
Lineage: Eukaryota; Fungi; Ascomycota; Dothideomycetes; Pleosporales; Trematosphaeriaceae
Exons: 1
Coding region: 177-371 (64 amino acids)
Source: RefSeq, a predicted model, not a curated record
UCCAUAUCCAAAGAAGACCCCUUCGCCUCCAAACGCGAGGAAGGACAGGGUACGAGAAACCCUCCGCUCUACCAUUCUCCUCCCAGUGUCUCUUUCCUCGUCAUCUCGAAACCUAACUUCUUCCCAUAGACCCCUUCGCCGGAGACAAGCUCGAGAACGUCGCCGGCAACGAGGAUAUGCGCCUGUCGCAGUCCCCACCCAGCAACCGACGCAUGAGCAAGGAAUGGGACGCCUCGAAGGUUCCGCCCUCGCAGUUCCAGCGCCGCAAGGGCAGCAUAUAUUCGACGCCGAACUCGAGAGACGGACAUGUGAAGGGCAGCUCAAGAGAUCAGGCGUAUUGGGAUAAGCUUAAGGAGAAGGUACGUGUAUAACGGCCCGGUCUGGAGAGGAGACUGCGAUCGUCGUGUUCUGGAUCAUGCGCGGAGCCUCUCUAUCCCGGAGUGCUGGCUUAAGAGGUCAAAGAGCAAUGCUAAUAUAACGCAGGGCUGGGUUAACAAAUAAUCCCACCUCAUCACCCGGAAGCGCCGAUGUUUGAAUGAAUGAGCCUAUAGUCAGUCAGGA